Molecule: messenger RNA, 2712 nt
Organism: Scophthalmus maximus (turbot)
Lineage: Eukaryota; Metazoa; Chordata; Actinopteri; Pleuronectiformes; Scophthalmidae
Gene: rcc2
Product: regulator of chromosome condensation 2
Exons: 14
Coding region: 815-2338 (507 amino acids)
Source: RefSeq, a predicted model, not a curated record
AUUCGGACCUGCGUGACAGCGCGUUGGUCCGCGACACGAGCCGCGGGCCGCGCGGGACUACGAUCCCCGCUCCCACGACAAUAUUGAAAACUUUUGUUGUUGUUGUAUCGUCCCGUCGUUCCGCGGAGCGCCGGCGCCCGGCUGCUCGUUGAGGGCGCCCGUUAGCUCACCGUGACGACGGAGCGUUAGCACAAAGAGAACCCGACCGGUGCGCUGCCGUGGACGGGUUCUACGACCCCGCGGUCCGGGGGGAGGGGUCGCUCUCCCGGGGCCACACGCGGACUUUAACCCGCUCCUCGCGCGUGUCGCGGCGGACCAGCGGCGCGACGGCAACUUUUACAUGUAGUGCGUUAGCACGUCGGCUAGCUCGCUGCCCAAUAGCAUCAUGCGAACAAAGAGCGACAGCGGCUAGCUCGUUAGCCUAAUGAGGCUAGCGGCUAGCUAGCGGCUAGCGGCUGGCUACCGGACGGACGGACGGACGGACGUCGGUUCGCUGCAGUUGUCGGUCGUUGCGGCGGGUUCGACCCGCUGUCCUUCAAAUGAACACAAAGGAACAUAUUUUGAGAAAAAAGUGGCCUGAUUAUAUAUUUUUUUAAUGGCGGCGACUCGACGACACACGGAGCCGGGGCUCUUUGAAGUUGACUUGUCUCCUGUGGGACAGAUGCUGUUCCGUCGUGAAAACAGAAAUGUAAGAAUAUUUCUCCUGAGCCCGACCGAUAUAUCGGUUGGCCGAUCAUAUCGCCGAUAGCAGCCCUUCACAGACAUGUCGGUAUCGGCCGAUAUUAUCGUCCGACACAUGUGAGCCUGAAUCUGCAUGGUUUUACACGUCAGAAACAGUUGUCAGAUUGAAAAAAUGCCACGCAAGAAGGUGACGGACAUCUCAGGGAACGGUGGUGUGAAGAAGAAGAGGGUCAGCGGGAAAAGGAAAGAGAGAGACUUCAGCAGUGACGACGAGUUUGAUUUUGAGCAGGAGAACAACAAGAAACCUGGCAGACCUGCCGCCAAGUCUGGUCUGCAGCCCGUCACUGUGGCAGACGACGUCAAAGAGAAAAUUAAACUUGAGUGCCCAAAGGUAAAAGGUCAACUGCUCAUCUUUGGAGCAACCAACUGGGAUUUGAUUGGAAGAAAGGAGGUGCCCAAACAACAAGCUGCAUUUCGCAACCUUGGCCAGAAUCUGUGGGGUCCUCACCGCUACGGCUGUCUGAAUGAUGUCCAGGUCAGCUGUGUUGUGUCUGGGCCGUGUGCUGCACACAGUCUCCUCAUGACCACCGAGGGCCGGCUGUGGAGCUGGGGUCGUAAUGACAAAGGUCAGCUGGGUCAUGGCGACACCAAGCGCCUGGAAGCUCCCAAGUUGAUCGAGGCCCUGGCAGAACACGUGAUUGUGACUGCAGCCUGUGGACGCAAUCACACCCUGGCACUCACAGAGGAUGGCACUGCAUACUCUUUUGGUGAGAACAAACUGGGUCAGCUUGGCCAAGGCAACCAGACUGAUGCCGUCCUCAGCCCAGCACCAAUCUCCUACAAUGGCCAGCCCCUGGUGAAGGUGGCCUGUGGUGCAGAAUUCAGCAUGGUGGUGGACUGCAAGGGAAACCUUUACUCCUUUGGCUGCCCGGAGUAUGGACAGCUGGGUCACAACAGCGAUGGGAAGUUCAUCGCUCGUGCCCAGCGCAUUGAGUUUGACUGCGAGCUCAUUCCUCGUCGGGUCGCCAUCUUCAUCGAGAAGUCCAAAGACGGCCAGGUCAUGCCCGUGCCGAACGUGGUGGUCCGAGACGUGGCCUGCGGGGGGAACCACACGCUGGUGCUGGACUCUCAGAAGCGAGUAUUCAGCUGGGGCUUCGGAGGCUACGGUCGUCUGGGCCACACGGAGCAGAAGGACGAGAUGGUUCCUCGACUGGUCAAACUCUUUGACUUUCCCGGACGUGGUGCGAGUCAGAUCUUUACAGGCUACCAGUGCUCCUUUGCUCUCAAUGAGAUGGGGGGGCUGUUUUUCUGGGGGGUGACAAACACUUCCAGAGAGUCCACCAUGUACCCCAAGUCUGUGCAGGAUCUGUGCGGCUGGAAGAUCCGCAGCCUGGCGUGUGGGAAGAGCAGCAUCCUUGUCGCCGCAGAUGAGAGUACGAUCAGCUGGGGCCCCUCGCCCACAUUCGGAGAGCUGGGAUACGGAGAUAACAAACCCAAAUCCUCCACCACCGCCCAAGAGGUCAAGACCUUGGACAGUGUCUACGUAGAGCAGGUGGUGAUGGGCUACGCUCACUCUCUGGUUAUUGCCAGACAGGACACUCAGCAGGAACAGGAGAAACUGAAAAAGCUGCCGGAGUAUAACCCCCGAACAAUCUGAUCCGGCAACGGCGACACCUCGACCUCCUUCACUGGGCCAGAGACCAGUGCUGCUCAGCAGGGACACCUGUUGGACAUGGUGGUGCACCAGUGGGAUGGUUGAGUUGGGGGGUAUGGGGAGAGUAUUGUGGCAAUAUUAUUUGGGAGCGUGUUUGGAGAUUUGUAUAACUGUAUCCCAAUCCUCGUGUGCGUAAUCAGAUUUUUGUGUGUAAAAGAAUCUGCUAAUGCCUACAGGAAUCUCUCUCGUUGUGUAACUAUCUGCAACUAGCGAUUAUUUUCAUUAUCGAUUAAUAUUGUUGAUUAUUUUCUCGCUUAAAAGGUUAGUUGUUUGGUCCAAAAAAUAGUGAAAGCUGUCGACCGUGUUUCCCAAACCCA